AUUAUAACCCUCGCCAAAACAAUCAUCACCGUAAUCGUGCAGCAAUACUCAAUUCGCCGUCAACAAACACAACAAAACAAUGCCUGGAGCAGCAGCCAACACCGGAAAGUCCGUCCUGAAGCAGGGUGCGAAACGUGAUCCCGAACUUUAUAUCCUCCUCGCCGUAAUGUCCGGUGCUUUUGGACUUGCGGGUUUUUACUUCGGACGGAAGCCUACCUCGGCAACAUCCGAAGAAGGCCGUAUCAAUGUUGCCAAGGAUGGAAUGCCAUGGCAUAAUGAGUCGACCGAGACUUCUGCUAGGGAUCACUUCAAGUAUAAGUACCAUCCCGGUGGAGACGCCAGGAACCCGCCCAAGGAUGCCCCAAGCGCUUUGCACUCUGUUGUCAUUCCCAGCGUCAACUUGCCAAAGGAACUUCACGAUAAGUACAACAAGUGGGGCAAGGACGGAUACUAAACCAUUAUAUCACUCCGGCAUGAGCUGCUAGUCCUUGCUAGUGGCGUAUUUUUUUUCUCUCUUGUAUACCAAAAUUGGUGCGUGGGAUUGUAUAGAGUAGUCGGGGGGGGCUUCUUAUUUCCUUGUUUUAUUAGUUUCCUCUUGGUUCAAUCGGACCGGGGAUGGGACCGAUCAGUUGAAAAUGCCGAGCAGGAUUGGGGUGGCUGGCUUUAAAUGCAUCCCCUGUUUCCAGAUAAUCUGGCUUGUGUGGUAUUUGUGAGAGAUAAAGGGUUCUCUCGAUAGGCUAUGGCAUCGCACAAAUCAUUGG
Messenger RNA from Tuber melanosporum (Perigord truffle), 761 nucleotides. RefSeq lists its product as uncharacterized. NCBI's taxonomy places the organism in Eukaryota, Fungi, Ascomycota, Pezizomycetes, Pezizales, Tuberaceae. The transcript has 5 exons. The record is from RefSeq and is a predicted model, not a curated record. The coding region runs from base 80 to 454 and encodes 124 amino acids.